This is a messenger RNA of Phytophthora infestans T30-4, 646 nucleotides long. RefSeq lists its product as uncharacterized. NCBI's taxonomy places the organism in Eukaryota, Oomycota, Peronosporomycetes, Peronosporales, Peronosporaceae. Bases 1 to 591 code for a protein of 196 amino acids. The transcript has 3 exons. The record is from RefSeq and is a predicted model, not a curated record.
AUGGAGGAGCAAGGUGCGCCGACCAAGAAUGGGCAACAAAUGUUGUCCCACUUGCUGGCCGUCGCGUACCAUGUGCUGGAGGAGAUCAAGUACAUAAAUCUGAAGCCACCACUUCGUCCAAGCUCCAAGCUGUUCGCUGUUGAUGCGCCAGCCCCGGGCUCACCCCCACGCUCCCCCACCGAGGCUGACACACCGCAGGAUGAGACACAACCGGACGUGAACGGGCUGGCCGCGGGCGCCACGCACACGCAAACAGGUGGACACAGUCACCCCAUUGUUCUUCCAUACUCACCAGAGGAGAUCCAGGACACGUACACGAAGAUUGCGGCUCUCAAAGCUCAGUACAUCAAGAUUAGCACCGAGUUGCUGGAGACUGUCAAGAAAGUGGAGGCCAAGACGACACCGCAGCAGGAGGACAAGGACACGAUGGCGAAACUGGUGACGAGGAGAAACCAGUUGCGCAAUGAGGUGUACGAGAGGAACUUGGUGAUGAAAGGGCUUAUCGAUCGGCUGCGCAAUCUGCAGCACUCGAUCCGCCUGAUGAAGGGAGGCAGUGCGUACCCGCCCAACAUCGUCAUGGAGAGCGUUUAGAGUCAAAAGACUAAACAGGCAUUGCCUCUUUUAAUUAAUCAGAAUGCCAUCUACA